UUUCAACAACGGUUGUCGAAAACCAAACGUUCUUUGUCAUAUAAGAGUUACUAUACAGAGAACGGUCUCUUAACAAAAGAACAGUGCUUCCACUCGUUGUGUCACCUAACUUGGGUGGUUUGAGAAUAUCCAUUUUGACAAAUCUCUAAAUUCAGUUGUCCCCCCCCUUCCCCUUUUCACACUACUGCAGGCCGAUGAGCUUCUGAUACUGAUACUCAACCCAAUAGUUUGAAAUCGUUACUACCUAGAUGUACAGAUAAUAACUAUAAUCUGCGGUCAAGAUGCCUGUCGAAGUCAAGAGUUACCAAACAGCUGGCCAUACUAUAGCUACAUGCAUCGCAUUAGCAGUCCUCGAUAUCAUCGUCGUAGCACUGAGAUUCUGGACACAACGGAAGAUGAGGGUAGCCUUGAAAGUUGACGACUGGCUUGUCGUAAUUGCGACUAUAUUCGGGGUGGCAGUAUCUUGCACUUUGAUAUAUGGCGUCUCGCAAAAGGCGUUCGGAUAUCCUUUGGAAAAGGAGAACCUUGAAGUGCAGAGGAAUCAAGGAGCUCUAAUUAAUAAGGUCCAAUAUGCCGUGCUUCUCAUGUUGCCGAUAGCCUACGGGUGCACCAAGGCUAGCUUCUUGUUCUUCUACAUGCGGAUCUUCUCCGUUAAUCAUCGAAGCAAGACGCAUACGUUCCUUGUUGCGUUCGUCGUGCUCAUAUUUCUCUGGGUCGUCAGUUUCUUCUUUGCCACGCUCUUCCAGUGUCGGCUGAACUUCUGGACAUAUGGAAGUGGUGAUCAAAAUUUCCUAUCCCAAUGCGUCGAUACCGGCUCCCUGGCUAUGGCCUUCACUGGAUCGGACUUCCUGCAAGAUUUGGUGGUCAUUAGCAUUCCGAUACCUCUGGUCUGGCGUUUGCACUUGUCCGUGCCCAAGAGAUUGAGUGUCAUAGGCAUCUUCCUCCUGGGUGUAGUGACUGUUGGGGCGUCUUUAGCUCGCCUCAUCAUGACUAUAGAGUUAGCUCACGGAACCUUCGAGGAAAACAGUGAUCGAACAUACCGCGUCACCACUUACCUAUACUGGGCCGUCGUUGAGUGCGGUGUGGGGGUGCUUGCUGCUUGCCUGCCGACCCUUCAAAGCCACUUCCACGGGAUGACAUGGAGUGACGUCGUUUCCUCGACAGUAUCACUCGUCCGCAUUCGUUCCUCGAAUUCGCGCCUCGAUAAAUACGCCAAGAGCAACUCCACCAUCCAUGUUAACCACUCGACGGAGGCUCCGUACCAUGGGAAAGAAAGCGGCUCGGCUCGGUCCAGCUCGAGCCGUCAGCAUCUGCGACCUGGGGCGAAGACGAGCGAGGAGCCUAUGCCGGAUCUCCCGCGAGAGUACAUGUCAGAAGUUGUAUAAGUUAUAUCAAUGCGGGCUUUGAUUCCUUUUCCAUUGGCUAAAGUGAUAGAUAGGCCUGUUAUAUCACUGUAUGGGUAGGUAGGUAGAUACCUGGUAUUGCGACACGAAUUUUUUAUGUAAAAGGUAGUUAUAGAAGAAAGUUGUAUUUCCCACGCACACGCACACGCCUACAGUCCCAGCUUGGUAGAGGUAUCAAUAGCGAUGUGACACACCAUGUGUUGCUUGUGGUUAAGGGGUAAUCUGUCAGAUAUUUUCUUAAGCGCUACAAGAAACCAAUGCAAUUACCACGAUAUCGGGGGUUUAGCGCUUUGAUUCCUACUUCAAGUUAGUGCUAGGUAGGUAC
Messenger RNA from Hypoxylon fragiforme, 1728 nucleotides. RefSeq names its product plasma membrane protein Pth11-like protein. Lineage: Eukaryota; Fungi; Ascomycota; Sordariomycetes; Xylariales; Hypoxylaceae. The transcript has 7 exons. The record is from RefSeq and is a predicted model, not a curated record. The coding region runs from base 282 to 1385 and encodes 367 amino acids.